AUGACUGACAUUGAACCUGUUCUGCAGGAAAGGUUUAGUGCCCCAGGUGCCACUCUCUGCCGUCAGUCCCAGUAUGGUGCCAGUCUUCAUCAGGCCUUCAGAAGUCCACCUCCCAACAGGCCUCCGGUUACGCCGCUGGUCAGCCCACCAGUUAGGACACUUGUUACGCCUCCAGUUACGCCAUUGGUCAAACCACCAGUUAGGCCACCCCCUGUGAGUCCACCAGUUAAGCCACCGACAAGGCUAUUACCAGUUAGGCUACUGGUUAGACCACCGGUACCUGUAAGACCACCAGUUAGGCCACUCCCUGUGAGGCCGCCGACUAGGCCGUUACCAGUGAGGCUACUCGUUAGGCCACCGGUCCCUGUUAGGAUACAAGUUGCAUCACCGGUUAGGCAACCAGUUACGCCAGUAAGCAAGCCACCGGUUACUCCUCCAGUCCCCGUUAGGCCACUAGUUAGACCGCUAGUGAGGCCACUAGUUAAGCCACCAGCUCCUGUCAGGCCACUAGUUAAGCCACCAGCUCCUGUCAGACCACUAGUUAAUCCCCCAGUUCCCGAUAGAACACAAUUUGGAUCACCGCUUAAGCAACCGGUUACCCCACUGGUUAGACCACCAGUUACGCCGCUAGUGAGGCCACUAGUUAAGCCACCAGCUCCUGUCAGGCCACUAGUUAAGCCACCAGCUCCUGUCAGGCCACUAGUUAAGCCCCCAGUUCCCGAUAGAACACAAUUUGGAUCACCGCUUAAGCAACCGGUUACCCCACUGGUUAGACCACCAGUUACGCCGCUAGUGAGGCCACUAGUUAAGCCACCAGCUCCUGUCAGGCCACUAGUUAAGCCACCAGCUCCUGUCAGACCACUAGUUAAGCCCCCAGUUCCCGAUAGAACACAAUUUGGAUCACCGCUUAAGCAACCGGUUACCCCACUGGUUAGACCACCAGUUACGCCGCUAGUGAGGCCACUAGUUAAGCCACCAGCUCCUGUCAGGCCACUAGUUAAGCCACCAGCUCCUGUCAGGCCACUAGUUAAGCCCCCAGUUCCCGAUAGAACACAAUUUGGAUCACCGCUUAAGCAACCGGUUACCCCACUGGUUAGACCACCAGUUACGCCGCUAGUGAGGCCACUAGUUAAGCCACCAGCUCCUGUCAGGCCACUAGUUAAGCCACCAGCUCCUGUCAGGCCACUAGUUAAGCCCCCAGUUCCCGAUAGAACACAAUUUGGAUCACCGCUUAAGCAACCGGUUACCCCACUGGUUAGACCACCAGUUACGCCGCUAGUGAGGCCACUAGUUAAGCCACCAGCUCCUGUCAGGCCACUAGUUAAGCCACCAGCUCCUGUCAGACCACUAGUUAAGCCCCCAGUUCCCGAUAGAACACAAUUUGGAUCACCGCUUAAGCAACCGGUUACCCCACUGGUUAGACCACCAGUUACGCCGCUAGUGAGGCCACUAGUUAAGCCACCAGCUCCUGUCAGGCCACUAGUUAAGCCACCAGCUCCUGUCAGGCCACUAGUUAAGCCCCCAGUUCCCGAUAGAACACAAUUUGGAUCACCGCUUAAGCAACCGGUUACCCCACUGGUUAGACCACCAGUUACGCCGCUAGUGAGGCCACUAGUUAAGCCACCAGCUCCUGUCAGGCCACUAGUUAAGCCACCAGCUCCUGUCAGGCCACUAGUUAAGCCCCCAGUUCCCGAUAGAACACAAUUUGGAUCACCGCUUAAGCAACCGGUUACCCCACUGGUUAGACCACCAGUUACGCCGCUAGUGAGGCCACUAGUUAAGCCACCAGCUCCUGUCAGGCCACUAGUUAAGCCACCAGCUCCUGUCAGACCACUAGUUAAGCCCCCAGUUCCCGAUAGAACACAAUUUGGAUCACCGCUUAAGCAACCGGUUACCCCACUGGUUAGACCACCAGUUACGCCGCUAGUGAGGCCACUAGUUAAGCCACCAGCUCCUGUCAGGCCACUAGUUAAGCCACCAGCUCCUGUCAGGACACUAGUUAAGCCCCCAGUUCCCGAUAGAACACAAUUUGGAUCACCGCUUAAGCAACCGGUUACCCCACUGGUUAGCCCACCAGUUACGCCGCUGGUGAGGCCACCGGUUAGACCACUUGUUCCUGUUAGGCCACCAGUUAGACCCCCAGCUCCAGUCAGACCACUAGUUAAGCCCCCAGGUCCUGUUAGUCCACCAGUUACGCCGCUAGUUAGCCCGCCGGUUAGACCACUUGUUCCUGUUAGGCCACCAGUUAGACCCCCAGCUCCAGUCAGACCACUAGUUAAGCCCCCAGGUCCUGUUAGUCCACCAGUUACGCCGCUAGUUAGCCCGCCGGUUAGGCUACUGGUUAGUCCCCCAGUUACGCCACUUGUAACCCCGCUGGUUAGACCGCCAGUUACGCCACCAGCCAGGUCACCGCCGCCGCCGAGGCCAAGAGCUCCGCCACCUCCUAAGAGAGCAGCAGGGUACGCCAUUGCCACAGUCAUGAGCACGGCAAGGUGGGGGAGAACAACCUAUAACGGAUAUCCAAGUCAGUUGUCAGUAAAGCAAGCCAAAGUAAGCACGACGUAUAUAAAGUCCAAUUAA
Molecule: messenger RNA, 2580 nt
Organism: Ornithodoros turicata
Lineage: Eukaryota; Metazoa; Arthropoda; Arachnida; Ixodida; Argasidae
Exons: 2
Coding region: 1-2580 (859 amino acids)
Source: RefSeq, a predicted model, not a curated record